Messenger RNA from Vicia villosa (hairy vetch), 1059 nucleotides. RefSeq lists its product as uncharacterized. The coding region runs from base 1 to 1059 and encodes 352 amino acids. NCBI's taxonomy places the organism in Eukaryota, Viridiplantae, Streptophyta, Magnoliopsida, Fabales, Fabaceae. The record is from RefSeq and is a predicted model, not a curated record. The transcript is spliced from 2 exons.
AUGUCGGUUCUCGUUAAUGGUAGUCCUACCAAAGAGUUUGUGGUUGAGAGGGGGCUUAGUCAAGGUGAUCCUUUAUCUCCCUUUCUUUUUGUUAUUAUAGCGAAAGGGCUUAAAGUUAUGGUUAAUAAAGCGGUGGAAAAUGGGGACUUUAUUGGUUGUAAUGUUAAAGGUAAAUGUUUCGUUGAUGUGCUUCAAUUUGCAGACGACACUAUUUUGGUAGGAGAUGGUAGUUGGAAGCACUUAUGGGCUAUUAAAGCGGUGUUGAGGGGCUUUGAGAUGGUAUCGGGUCUUGGCAUUAAUUUUAAUAAGAGCAAGCUUAUUGGUAUUAAUAUUAAUCCUUUUUUCUUGAAUGUAGCUACCACUUUCCUUUCUUGUAAAAGGGAGGAAAAAGAUUUCUCUUUUCUUGGUAUUCGUGUUGGCUCUAAUCCUAGAAGGGUGAAGUUUUGGAGUCCUUUGGUGGAUAAAUUAAGGAGGCGUUUGAGUACUUGGAAAGGAAGGUGGCUUAGUUUUGGAGGGAGAAUAAUUCUUUUGAAGUCGGUUUUAGGUAGUUUACCUAUUUUCACUUUUUCUUUUUAUUUGGCUCCUAAAAAAGUGAUUCAGGAGAUUAAUAAAAUUCAAAGUAAUUUUCUUUUUGGGGGGGGGGGGGGGGCGGCAGAGAAGAAAAGUGUUCAUUGGGUGGGGUGGGAUGUUGUUUGUGAUUCGAUGGACGAUGGUAGCCUUGGAAUUAAGAGACUGGAAGAAUUUAAUUUGUCUCUUCUUACGAAGUGGAAGUGGAGAAUUUUAGAGGAUUCUAACUCUAUUUGGUAUAGAAUGCUCAAAGCGAGGUAUGGGGAUAUUAAACUAAGGAUGGUCAUUGAAGGAGGUAAGAACGAUGAUUAUAGUUCAAAGUCGGUGUGGUGGUCGGAUAUUUUGUCUUUGGAUAAAAGAACGGUGGAGGAUGUUUCCAUUGCUUGCAUGGGAGCUUGGAUCGGCGAAGAGUGGGUGUGGCAUGAUUUGGGGAUCCUUUUGGUUCCGGAGGAAUUGGAGGGGGAAAUGUUGGUGUUGAGAGAUUUGUUGUAG